Messenger RNA from Meleagris gallopavo (turkey), 2106 nucleotides. It is a transcript of the gene DOC2B, whose product is annotated as double C2 domain beta. Lineage: Eukaryota; Metazoa; Chordata; Aves; Galliformes; Phasianidae. Gene Ontology annotation, cellular component: synapse; membrane. The record is from RefSeq and is a predicted model, not a curated record. Gene Ontology annotation, biological process: exocytosis; spontaneous neurotransmitter secretion; regulation of calcium ion-dependent exocytosis.
UCACAUUGCAAAGCAGAACAUCCAACAGAGGUCCUGACUGUGCCUCUGAAUGCAUGGAGCUUUGAGGCACUGCUCAGCUCCUGGCCUUCACCCAGCCUUGGGGCCUGGAGGGACCCCUCCCCACGAUGUUGGGAAGGGCUGGGACUGCUGGACCAGGAUCCCCUUCCAUGCCCUGAGUUUCCCUCUGUGCACUCAGGAGCUGACCCUGCACACGGCAUCGCCUUGCUCACGGUGCGGGACACCCCCCACCACGCUGACAUUCAGGCGUUGCAGUCCUGUUCAUUUCCAUUCUGCUCUCAUUCUCCCAUUUUUCUCUUUUAUUUACAUCGCCAUCUGCUCGCUCUCAUUUCAUCUCUCGCCUGGGGAAAGCUGCCAAAACUUGACUACAAAAAGGGCCUGAAGCCAAUGGAUCACAACGGUUUGGCCGACCCCUAUGUCAAGCUGCACUUGCUUCCCGGGGCCAGCAAGGCAAAUAAGCUGCGGACCAAAACGCUGCGCAACACUCUGAACCCCACCUGGAAUGAGACCCUCACCUACUACGGCAUCACCGACGAGGACAUGAUCCGCAAAACGCUGCGGAUUUCUGUCUGCGACGAGGACAAGUUCCGCCACAACGAGUUCAUCGGGGAGACGCGGAUCCCACUGAAGAAGCUGAAGCCCAACCAGACCAAAAACUUCAGCAUCUGCCUGGAGAAGCAGCUGCCGAUAGACAAAACAGAGGACAAGUCGCUGGAGGAGCGCGGCCGGAUCCUCAUCUCCCUCAAGUACAGCUCGCAGAAGCAGGGCCUGCUGGUGGGCAUCAUCCGCUGCGCCCACCUGGCUGCCAUGGAUGCCAAUGGAUACUCCGACCCCUAUGUCAAGACUUAUUUGAAGCCAGAUGAGGACAAGAAGUCAAAGCAUAAGACGGCAGUGAAGAAGAAGACGCUGAACCCUGAAUUUAACGAGGAGUUCUGCUAUGAGAUAAAGCAUGGCGACCUGGCCAAAAAGACCUUGGAAGUCACCGUGUGGGACUACGACAUCGGGAAAUCAAAUGACUUCAUAGGUGGAGUCGUGCUGGGGAUCAACGCCAAAGGCGAGCGGCUGAAGCACUGGUUUGACUGCCUGAAGAACAAGGACAAGAAAAUCGAGCGCUGGCACACGCUGACAAACGAGCUGCCGGGGGCCGUCCUCAGCGACUGAGCACCCCGCACUGCUGGGGCUCACAGGGCUGCAGGGCACAGCUCUGUGCCGGAGAGGGGAGCGCUUCCCAGGGAGCAAGGCAGAGGCCUCGUGCUCUGCUCGAUGGGUCCCAUCCCCUGCAGCUUUUCCUGUGCACCUUACACACACCCGCAGGCAUGCACAUACGUGCACACACACACACACACACACACGUGCACAACCACGUGCUUGCACACGCGUGCACACACACACUCAGCACACACCUGCAUGCACACAGGUCCGACUCCUCUCCCAAACUCGUCGCUGUACUGACUUACCUUCUCGCUGCCUUGCAAUUCAGUGGCAAAAAUGAAUGCAUCAGUCUUCGUUUGUGUAUCUACUACGAGCAAAAGGCGUCACUAAAACGUGGGACUAUUUUUCUGAGGCCGCCGUGCCCCGUUCCUGGUGGUUUGUCAGUCUUUGUGGUCUGGGCCUAAACAGUCUUAUACGCAUUUAAAGCUCCUCCGUCGGAAUGACUGGGUUCUCUGGUAACAUGGGAGGCUGUUGGCUUCUCUUCCAGACUAUUUGUGCUCACCCUCUCUGACAAUGCAGCUCGGCCUCCCUGGGAUCUGCCACGAGGAAUAAAGCAGGAACGGCUCCUGCUCCCUCCUGCUCUCCCUGCAAACCCUUCCCCAGAGCCUCCCAGCACACAGAACCCAAUGAGGCACCGGCGGGUGAGAACUCUGCCAAAUGCUGCACCUUGCCAGGAAUAUCAGAAGCCUUUAAACCUCAGUUCCUUCGGAGGAUCUGCUGUCCCGUCCGGUCUCGAUCUCUUCCCUACAGCUUCAGAUCCGUGUAGCCGUGUGCGCGUGGGUGUCGACGACUUCCUUUCUGAAAGCAAUCAGAUCUCUGGAAACCUCUGUUGACUUUUCCAAGUUCCGAUGGCGUUACACCAUGUUUGAUAUUGGG